UUUGGGGAAUAACAACAUGAUCAACUUCACGUCAGUCCCGUAUAGGUAUUCGUACAUAUUCAUACGGUCAACGUUAAUUUUUCAACAGCAAAAAUGCGUCUUACUGCUGUAAGAAAUCACUUGAGAUUUGGCAAUCUCGCCAAAAUUCGUGGAAUAGUCUAUUAUAGACUAAGUCCAUUUGAACAAAAAGCAUUUGGUGGGGUCAUAUCUCAUGGAGUACCUAAUAUAAUUCGUAGAAUGAGAGAACAAGUUUUGAGAGUUGUUCCCCCAUUUUUUAUAUCUUAUUUUGUUUAUUCCUGGGCCACACAAGAACACGAACGUUUUGUUAGAAAGAAGCCUGGUGAAUUUGACAACGAUGUGUAAAUGAAUAUAACUUGAGGAUAUUUCCUGUUAAAGAAUUCUUCAUGCUUAGCGAUUACAACGGAGCUUCUUACUGAUCUCGAAUCAUUCAAAUAUACUACUACUUAUACGUUUAUAAAUGUUACACAUAUGCUAAUAAAUAUUAUAUAGUCUAGA
Molecule: messenger RNA, 516 nt
Organism: Chelonus insularis
Lineage: Eukaryota; Metazoa; Arthropoda; Insecta; Hymenoptera; Braconidae
Gene: UQCR-Q
Product: Ubiquinol-cytochrome c reductase ubiquinone-binding protein
Exons: 4
Coding region: 94-363 (89 amino acids)
Biological process (GO): mitochondrial electron transport, ubiquinol to cytochrome c
Source: RefSeq, a predicted model, not a curated record